AUGGCACGUAAUGAAGAGAAGGCUCAAUCCAUGCUGUACCGAUUUCGGGAGGCUCAAGCUGCCGAAUUGGGUCUUGUUCCCAAAAAGCGAGAACGUCGUCCAGCAUUGGCAUCCAGCGUCAACACAGUAGGCGAGUGUGAAAAGUGGCGACGACAACUUUUGAAUAUGAUAGCACGCAAAGUAUCAAAGAUCCAGGAUGUCAGCUUAUCCGAUUACCAAGUACGCGACCUGAACGAUGAGAUCAACAAGCUUUUAAGAGAGAAAUCCCACUGGGAACGACGUAUCAGACAACUAGGAGGUGCCAUUUAUGCUGCUCCAAAAAUGAUUGACAAUGAAGGCAGAGAAGUACCUGGCAAUCGAGGAUACAAAUAUUUCGGUCGUGCACGUGAUUUGCCAGGUGUUCGUGAGCUCUUUGAGAUGGAAACCCAACAAGAACCCGUAUCUCGUUCACGGACGGAGCUAUACAAGAAUGUGGAUGCUGAUUACUAUGGCUAUCGGGAUGAGGAGGAUGGUGUACUGGUGCAUUACGAAGAAGAGCGUGAAAAACAACUCUUGGAGGAAGUCGAGGAGGAGGAGAAGCAAUCAACGGCCAACGAAGAAAAGGAAGCUGAAAAGGAGAUUGAAAAUUAUAAUGCUACACCCUUUGUGCCAACUCGAAAACAAGUGGAAGAAUAUCUUGUAAAGCGACGAAAGGAGCAGCUUAUGGAGAAAUACGUGUCUACUGAGCUGGCGCAGAAUGUAAAGGAGACUGAAGAGUUGACAGGUCAACGUUAA
Lichtheimia ornata is the source of this 774-nucleotide messenger RNA. RefSeq lists its product as uncharacterized. Lineage: Eukaryota; Fungi; Mucoromycota; Mucoromycetes; Mucorales; Lichtheimiaceae. The record is from RefSeq and is a predicted model, not a curated record. Gene Ontology annotation, cellular component: post-spliceosomal complex; Prp19 complex; post-mRNA release spliceosomal complex. The transcript has 7 exons. Bases 1 to 774 code for a protein of 257 amino acids. Gene Ontology annotation, biological process: mRNA 3'-splice site recognition; generation of catalytic spliceosome for second transesterification step.